Molecule: messenger RNA, 1197 nt
Organism: Ambispora gerdemannii
Lineage: Eukaryota; Fungi; Glomeromycota; Glomeromycetes; Archaeosporales; Ambisporaceae
Source: the annotation of a GenBank genome assembly
AUGUCUUUCAAGAAACGCGUAGUGGUUUCUAGUUCUUCGUCAACUGGAAGUGGAAGCACCUUUGCAUUUAAACCUGAACAAAAAAUUCCUACUGGAAUUCGUUUAUCACCGUACAAUGGACAAUUACUGAUUUCAACAGGAGUCCCGUCCUUAGAUGAUAUCCUUUGUGGAAUCCCACUCGGCUCGUUAUUUCUGAUUCUUGAGGAUAGAAAUACAAGUUAUGCCAAAUUAUUGCUGAAGUAUUUUAUAGCGGAGGGUCUGGCUCAUGAGAAUAGAGUUUUAGUGGCGAGUGCUGAUGAAAAACCACAGGCUCUUGUGAAAGGGUUUCCUGUUCCUCCUUCAAUACAAAAUAAAAAAAUCAGCCUUGAUAAAUUAUCAUCAUCUUCUUCAAUAAUAAAUUCACAGCAAGAUCAAUUACCACAGCCAUUUUGUCACACAUUUGAUUUGACUAAAAGAAUAUCCGAAAAGACUAUAAAUGCUGCAUCAUUAUCGUUCAUUGAUAUUGCGGAAUUCUCGUCGAACGAACAAACCACAUCACAUAAUGCAUUACGAAUUGCUAUACAAUCGAUUGCCUCCCCAAUGUGGCCAAUUUCUACUUCUUCGCAGGAAUUAUUCAGGUUUUUUCACGCGUUACGUGGUUUAUUGCGAUCAACAAAUCAUGCUGCUAUGAUGACAAUACCUGCACAUUUAUAUAUACAUUCUGAGCUAGGGUCAGCAGUAUCGCCUUCUAUAUCAUUUAUUCCGUUCAUUAAAAGAAUUGCUCGUGUCUGUGAUGCGGUAGUAGGAAUAGAAUCAUUUGCUGGUUCACCACAAACAUCAAACUCCAUCUACACGUCUCAAUAUAACGGUCUAUUUCACGUGCACAAACUGCCGACAAUAAACUCGUUACUCGCUCCAGCUACCAAACUAUCAAUUCUUUCUGGGGGAGGUGGAGAUCAAUUAGGAUUCAAAUUACGACGAAGAAAAUUCGCUAUUGAGAAACUUCAUUUGCCCCCUGAAGGUGGUGUCGGUGAACGUAGAACUGUGGCUGGUGGUGGUGGCAGUGAAGUUGAGAAUGCACAUAAAAGUUUAAAGAAAUUUGAUAAAGGUGAUGAUGCUACUGACAAUGAUAUUAACAAUAAUAGAAAUAGUAGCAUAAUCAUAGAUAGUCAUAAUAGUAAGCCUAAAAGAGUUAUUGGUGGUGGAAUAAAUGUUUAA